CACAUAAAAAAAUAAAAAUAAUAAUACAGAAAAAAUAAAGUAGAGAGAGAAAGAAGAUGAAGGGCACUUUACCACUUUUAUAUGUUGCACGCAUCCAUAGCAGAAUACAGAAGGAAACCCCAUAGUACUACUACUUAACAAAGUCUCAAACAACAAGCAAAAAAAAAAAAAAAAAAGAAAGAAAGAAAGAAAAUGGUGUGUUUGUGGUACUAAAAAAAAAAUUGGAGUCUUUGAGGUACAAGAUGAAGAAGAAGCUAAGUCUUUCAUGGUAGGACUGUUUUUUUUUUUCUUUUUUAGAAAGUUUAUCAAUAGGGAAGUUUUGGGUUUUGGGUGUUUUUUAUUUUUUGGUUGUUUUAGAUGAAGGCCAUGCCCCUAUCCUUUGAGGAAUUUCAAGGGAAGGGGGCUUUAGAUUUUUCUUCUUCAACAUCAUCUUGUUCAGAUUCAUCACUGUUAUUACAACACCAGCAUCAACAACACGAAAAAGAAGGGAAGUGGCAGAACAAGGGAGGAGAUUGUUGCUAUGUGGGCAGUGAGCCCAUUGAUAAUAAUAUUAAGACCAGAAGAAAAAGAAGCCCAAGUCCUUCUUCAACACUGUCUUCUUCUCUCGGCGGUGGAGGCAGCGGUGGUGGUGCCUCCACGGAUACAACCGGUGUGGCAGCCACCACCACUGUUGUCUCUGCCACCACCAAUACAAGCCAGUCCUUGGAUGUAGGAAAAUGUGGUUUAGGUAUGGAAGAUUGGGAGAGUGUUUUGUCUGGUUCUCCUAAUCAAGACCAGUCCAUUUUGAGGUUAAUUAUGGGUGAUAUUGAUGACCCUUCUAUGGGGUUAAACAAGAUUCUUCAACCACCAAGUGGCGGCGGCGGCGGCGGUGGGUCGGAAAAUAUGGAGUUCAAUGCUGGUUUUGGUGUGGUGGAUCAUGGUUUCGGCUUCGAUUCCAUUACUAGUAGCGUUAGCUUGAUCAACAACGUCGACCCUCCUAUAAGCUGCUCUGAUUUUCCGGUGACAUCAAAUCCGCCGAGUCUUUUGCCGCCUCCUUCGCCGUGUGUAUUUCCACAACAGCAAUCACAGCUUCAGGUUAUGGAUGAAAAGCCACAGAUUUUCAAUCCGCAGAUGAUAAUAAACCAGAAUCAAGCUCGGUUUACACAAAACCCGACCAUGUUCUUACCUCUUUCGUAUGCUCAAUUGCAAGAGCAUAGCCUUUUAUCGCCUCCGCCGCCGAAGCGAUUCAACUCCGGUGGACCUUUUUCGGGUUCGGGACCGGAGCUUUAUCUAAGGCGUCAACAGCAACAACAGAUCCAAAUGCUUCAGCAAAGGCCAAUUACAGGGAAACCGAAAAUCGUUACGGAUGAUCUGGCGAACCAGCAGCUUCAGCAGGCGAUAAUUGAUCAAUUAAUUCAGGCCGCAGAGCUGAUCGAAACCGGUGAUCCGGUACUCGCGCAAGGGAUAUUGGCGCGGCUCAAUCACCAGCUCUCCCCUGUAGGUAAGCCCUUUAUAAGAGCUGCUUUCUACUUCAAGGAGGCCUUACAAUUAUUAUUUCCUUUGAACACUAGCAAUACAUCAGUUAUGUCCAAUUAUAACAUGAUAUUCAAGAUUGGUGCUUACAAAUCGUUCUCCGAGAUAUCUCCGAUCGUUCAGUUCGCGAAUUUUACUUGUAAUCAAGCGUUACUCGAGGUUUUCGAAGGGUGUAAUAGGGUUCAUAUAAUCGAUUUCGAUGUUGGUUAUGGUGGACAAUGGGCUUCUUUGAUGCAAGAACUUGUUUUAAGAAAUGGUGGUGCACCUUCUAUGAAAAUUACUGCCUUUGCUUCACCUUCAAGUCAUGAUGAUAUCGAACUCGGUUUCACAAUCGAAAACCUUAAGCAUUAUGCUAGUGAAAUCAACAUGGAUUUUGAUAUCGAAAUCAUGAGCCUUGAGGCCUUGAAUUCGGGUUCUUGGCCGUUGCCUUUGCACUUGGGCGAAAACGAAGCGAUUGCUGUUAAUCUCCCGAUCGGUUCAUUUUCCAAUUACCCUUCAAUCUUGCCCUUGGUCCUUCGUUUUGUCAAGCAGUUAUCGCCCAAGAUUGUUGUCUCGUUAGACCGAGGUUGUGACAGAACUGAUGUCCCGUUCCCUCACCAUAUAAUCCAUGCACUCCAAUCGUAUUCCGGCCUCCUUGAGUCCCUUGAUGCGGUGAACAUGAACCUUGAUGCCUUGGAAAAGAUUGAAAGGUUCUUCCUUCAACCAAGCAUUGAAAAAAUUGUGUUGGGUCGACAUCGGUCUCUUGAAAGAAGACCUCCAUGGAGGAGUUUGUUUAUACAAUCCGGAUUCUCUCCAUUAACUUUCAGUAACUUCACCGAGUCUCAAGCCGAGUGUUUGAUUCAACGAACUCCGAUUAGAGGUUUCCACGUCGAGAAGAGGCAGUCAUCUCUCGUUCUUUGUUGGCAGAGACGUGAACUAAUCGCGGCUUCAGCUUGGAGGUGCUGAUAAUGAUACCCGGUUUUAGCCCGUAACUUAAUGCAUUUUUAGUUUCUGAUAUCUUUGUUUUCCUUGAAAUUUUUGUUUUGCCUGUGAUUCUCUUAAAAAGCUAAUUGUCUAUUAUGUACCAUUAGGUCCCUAUUGUUUGAAAUCAAAAACCAAAAACAUUUUAGCUAAAAA
This is a messenger RNA of Gossypium arboreum, 2628 nucleotides long. RefSeq names its product scarecrow-like protein 6. Bases 358 to 2457 code for a protein of 699 amino acids. The transcript has a single exon. Gene Ontology annotation, biological process: regulation of DNA-templated transcription. The record is from RefSeq and is a predicted model, not a curated record. Gene Ontology annotation, molecular function: DNA-binding transcription factor activity; sequence-specific DNA binding. Gene Ontology annotation, cellular component: nucleus. NCBI's taxonomy places the organism in Eukaryota, Viridiplantae, Streptophyta, Magnoliopsida, Malvales, Malvaceae.